GGUUUUUUUCUAUUUUUCUAACUUUAACUUUGGCUUCGCGCCGGAAGUCGUUGGAGGUUUGCGGGCCGUGAUGGGGCCGCCGGGGGACGAGCUGGCGGCCGCAGAAACGUUCCGCUGUGAGACGGAGCUGAUCCUGCAGCUGGCGGUGCAAUCUGCGGUGUGCGUCCUACAGGAGAGGACGGGACAUGCGGGGGAGGACCGCACGGAGAGCCUGACUCAGCUGAGCGUCGUCUUGGAUGCGAUGGCGAGGGAAGCCCUUCGUAAAAUCUGCAGAGUUUUCGGGGAGCUGUACGCGAGUUUAGCGAAAGAGAACGAAGCCACGAAGAACAAAGUGAGACGUCUGGAGGCCGAGCUGAGGACGAAGGACGACAAGACGUCUGCUGAGAAGAGCGAAACACAAACGCUCUACAAGAUCAAACCAUCAGAUGGCCCCGCCCUCUCACUCGACAUCAACCAAUCAGCUGUCAGCCCUGCCGCCCUCGCCAUGGCGAUCCUCAGCUCCUCUAAAUCCAGACGUAAAGCCCGCAGCAGCCCUCAGGUGCCGCUGGUCAUCAUCAGCCAGCCGGUCCCCCCCACCACCACCACCACCGGCCCGACGAGCCCCGCCCCCCCGCCGCCGUCGCUAGGGAAACAGGAUGAAACGGUCACCGAGGCGACCGCCACCGAGCUGGAGUUGGACGUCAUCCAGCUGACAGAUGCCGACGAAACCUCUGCAGAGGUGAUUCAGUCCUCCUCCGACAUGACAUCACUUCCUGUGGUUAACGAGCCGCCACCGAGCGAGGCGACGGACGGCGAAGACACGCCCACACAGGAAGCAGCGUCUGGUGAGGAGGAGAAGAUAGAAACUGAGGAGCAGACGCCUGCUGACGGUCAGACAGCUGUGGGUGAUGAGGAGCUAAAGGAGCAGGAGAGGAAGAGGAGGAGGGAUCUGUACAAAGAGAAGCGUUUCUUCUGUGAGCUCUGCAACAAAGGUUUCCAUCAGAAACACCAGCUGAGCAAACACGUGUCCUGCCACCGCAAACCCUUCCCCUGCAGCUCCUGCGACAAAGGCUUCUACAAGGCCAAGACGCUGCAGAAACACCUUCAGUCUCACCAGCUUCGGGAGGCGCAGGAGAACGACCCCGACAAGCUGCUGCGCUGCGACCAGUGUGACAGGAAGUUCAGGCUGCUGCGCCAGCUCCGCGUCCACCAGGCGUCCCACCAGCUGCAGAAGACGCCGCUGCAGUGCAACUCCUGCGACCGCACCUUCACCUCGGCCGGCGCGCUCCGCUACCACGAGGUGUCGCACGCCGACGUCAAGCCGUUCAUGUGCGACGUCUGCGGGAAAGGUUUCACCAGGAAGAAGAGCCUCCGCGAGCACCAGACCAUCCACACCGGGGCGCGGCCGUACCCCUGCCAGGCCUGCGGGAAGAGGUUCUCCACCGCCAGCAACCUGCGCGUCCACAAGAGGUCGCACUCCGAGGAGCGGCCGCACAAAUGCUCCGAGUGCGACAAAGCCUUCAAGUGUAAGAUGGGUCUGCUGCAGCACCGCGUCGUCCACACCGGGGAGAAACCCUUCGUCUGUCAGACCUGCGGGCUCAGCUUCGGACUCAAGUACAACUUCCAGAGACACCUGAGGCUCCACAACGGAGAGAAACCCUUCAGGUGUGAUAAAUGUGGGGAGGGCUUUUCAGGGACGUGGGCUCUGAAGACUCACAUGCUGGUUCACGGCGUGGAGAAACCCUUCAUGUGCGACCUCUGCGGGAAGACGUUUUUCUACAACUGUCAGCUGCAGAAGCACCAACAGCUGGUCCACGACAGCAAGGGUGGCGUGCAGGGAGAGACGGGCGCGGGGAUCGGGGCGGUGGGGCACAGGCAGACGGGAGUGCGACCGUUCAGCUGUAAGAUCUGCCUGAAGAGCUUCAGCAGCAGCUCCAGUCUGAGGAAGCAUGAGAAGAGCCACACGGAGAACCAGGAGUUCACCUGCGACACCUGCGGCAGGUCCUUCCACCAGCGCCACCUCUACCUGUACCAUGUCCGGCAGCACAGCGGCGACCGCCCGCACGUCUGCGGCGUCUGCGAGAAGGGCUUCCUGCUCCUGUCGCAGCUGAAGCGCCACGAGAUGCUGCACACCGGCGUCAAACCGCACAAGUGCCAGCAGUGCGGGAAAGAGUUCAGGACGUCGCAGAACUACCACCGACACCUGCUGGUGCACACGGGGGAGAAGCCCUACGAGUGCGGCGUCUGCAACAGGAAGUUCAGGCAGUCCAACCAGCUGAAGUCUCACAUGCAGAUCCACACCGGCGUGAAGCUGUACACCUGCGAGCGCUGCGGACACGGGUUCUCCGACUCACGGCAGCUGAAGAAACACAGCUGUGGAGACGAGCUGCAUAACCCGCUGGAGUCCAAACACAGGAAGCAGAAGAACGUGUUCGGCUGGACGGACGGAUUCACAAACCAGUGAACCACCAUCCAAAGACCUGCUCCUCAUCCACAGACUUGCUCCUUAUCAACAGACUUGCUCCUCAUCCACAGACCUUCUCCUCAUCCAAAGACCUGCUCCUCAUCUACGGAUUUCCCCCCCUCAUCUACAGACCUGCUCCUCAUCCACAGACCUGCUCCUCAUCCACAGACCUGCUCCUGAUCCACAGACCUUGCUCCUCAUCCACAGACUUGCUCCUCAUCCACAGACCUGCUCCUCAUCCACAGACUUGCUCCUCAUCCACAGACUUGCUCCUCAUCCACAGACCUGCUCCUCAUCAACAGACUUGCUCCUCAUCCACAGACCUUGCUCCUCAUCCACAGACCUGCUCCUCAUCCACAGACUUGCUCCUCAUCCACAGACCUACUCCUCAUCCACAGACUUGCUCCUCAUCCACAGACAUGCUCCUC
Molecule: messenger RNA, 2871 nt
Organism: Scomber scombrus (Atlantic mackerel)
Lineage: Eukaryota; Metazoa; Chordata; Actinopteri; Scombriformes; Scombridae
Product: zinc finger protein 345-like
Exons: 6
Coding region: 71-2443 (790 amino acids)
Biological process (GO): regulation of transcription by RNA polymerase II
Cellular component (GO): nucleus
Molecular function (GO): RNA polymerase II cis-regulatory region sequence-specific DNA binding; DNA-binding transcription activator activity, RNA polymerase II-specific
Source: RefSeq, a predicted model, not a curated record